Molecule: messenger RNA, 630 nt
Organism: Sphenostylis stenocarpa
Lineage: Eukaryota; Viridiplantae; Streptophyta; Magnoliopsida; Fabales; Fabaceae
Source: the annotation of a GenBank genome assembly
AUGACGCCGCAGAGAAGAAUCGGCUACAUAAACCCCCAAACGACGACGUCGCAGCAGAUCCGUCCCUCCCUCGUCACGUGGUUUCUCCAGCGACCGCAGUCCAUCCCCUUCCUUCUCGCCAUCUUCCUCAUUCUCGCCUGGAUCUCACUCCGCGUCCAGCUCGUCUCCCACACUCCCGCUCACUCCUCCCACCGCGACGCCCUCGCCAACCUCGUCAGAUUCCACUCUUCCUACGUUGCCAAGGAUAACCGCGGCUGGCUCUUCGAUCCUAUCGCUCUCGCCCUCGAUUCCGGCGUUUCAGGUGGCGCUGUGACGUGUGCGUCGCUUCACGUGGGAGAAAUUCGGCCUGGGAAGCUGAGAGGCAAUCACAGACACCACGAUUGUAACGAGACUUUCCUUAUUUGGGGCGCUGCAACCAGGUUUAGGUUGGAAAACAGUGAGGAAGAUGAUGGUUAUGCUGAAGUGAUCAUUGGCAGAGAUGAGGUUGCUGUAGCUGCAAGUCCAGUUGACAAAGCUCAUGCUCUACUGAACAUUGAUUCCGUUCGGAGUAUCUUCUUUAUAGGAUGUCAAGACAAUGUUAUAAACUAUAAUGCCUCAAGUACUGACUUUAAUGUUUGGAAAGAUCUUUGA